Molecule: messenger RNA, 2496 nt
Organism: Prunus dulcis (almond)
Lineage: Eukaryota; Viridiplantae; Streptophyta; Magnoliopsida; Rosales; Rosaceae
Product: receptor-like protein EIX2
Exons: 1
Coding region: 1-1050 (349 amino acids)
Molecular function (GO): protein binding
Source: RefSeq, a predicted model, not a curated record
AUGCUUCUCAGCUUUAAACAGGAUCUCAAGGAUCCCUCUGGAAGGCUUUCUUCUUGGGUGGGUCGCGAUUGCUGUCAAUGGCAAGGGAUUUCAUGCAACAACCGCAACGGUCAUGUGGCCAAGCUGAACCUCCGAAAUCCAUAUCCAUAUGUCAGGUAUGAUGAAGAGUGGGACGCGUUGGCUUAUAACCAGUCUUGCUUGGGGGGUAAGAUAAAUCCUUCUUUGCUUAGCUUGAAAUAUUUAAACUAUCUGGAUCUAAGAUACAAUGAUUUUGAUGGGAUUCACAUUCCUAAGUUCUUUGGGGAGCUUAAGAGUCUGAGGUAUCUCAAUAUAUCCUCUACAUCAUUUUCAGGAGAGAUUCCCCAUUCUCUGGGUAACUUAUCAGAAUUGAACUAUCUUGAUAUUGAGCUCUCCUUUUCUAAUUAUGUUCCCUCAUUAGAAAUGCAUUCCAAAAACUUGAAUUGGCUUUCUCAUCUCUCUUCCCUAAAAUACCUCAAUCUCAAUGGAGUGAAUCUUAGCGGCACAGGAGUUACAAAUUGGCUGCAUCAUGUUAACAUGCUUCCUUCCUUACUGGAGUUACACUUACUUGAUUGCUUCAUUGAAAGCCUUCCACUAUCAGUACAGAAGAUUAACUUCACCUCUCUUUCGGUCCUUGAUAUGUCAUAUAAUUACUUCAAUACUUCUUCAUUUCCCAGCUGGCUUUUCAAUCUUACCAGCCUCAGAAAACUUGUUCUAAAUGAGAAUUCUUUCGGUGGUCUUUUUCCCGAUAAACUUGCAAGCCUCAAAUCUCUGGAAUACCUAGAUUUAACUGAGUUGGGCCUCAAAGGUCGAAUUCCCAGAGUCAUUGGAAAUAUGUGCAAGCUAAAGUUUUUAAGUCUUAGUAGGAACGAUUUUUAUGGUGAGAAAAUUGAAGAGUUUUUGAGGAGUUUGUCAAAUUAUCCAAAUCAUACAAUAGCAUUAGAAUCACUAGAUUUGUCAUCGUAUGCUGGAAGGCCAACUGCCAGCCUCCAUAGGAAACUUGUUAUCCUUGAAAACAUUGGACCUAUCUAGUAAUAAUAUGAACGGCUCCAUUCCAGAAAGUUUGGGAAAACUCUCCGAACUUGUUGAACUAUAUCUUUAUUCGAAUUCAUGGGAAGGCAUUCUAAAGGAAGCCCAUUUUAUAAAUCUCACCAGAUUAAAAGCUCUUUCAAUAUCCACGGAUCCAAUAGAGAAGCCCAUGUCCCUCAACGUGGCUUAUGAUUGGGUUGCCCCUUUCAAGCUCCAUAGACUUCUCAUUAGAUACUGCAGAGUGGGUCCUGGUUUUUGGAAAUUGAUUCAAUCUCAGACUGAACUAUUAGAUGUCACCCUUCAGAAUACUUCCAUCUCGGAUUCCAUGCCAAAGGAAUGGUUGUCGAAGAUAUCUUCUCAAGUCCAAAAUUUGGAUUUAUCUUACAACAACUUCAGUGGAAGGCUUCCAUUACAAUUGAAGUUUCCAAAGCUACAGUCUUUCGAUUUGGGUCAUAAUCAAUUGGAAGGCCCACUUCCACUUUGGCUCACUAAUGUCUACUACCUUGAUUUUCAAAGCAAUUUAUUUUCCGGGCCAAUUCCCUCCAAUUUAGGCCAAUUGAUGCCCAAAUUGAGAUAUCUGGAUGUUUCUGAGAAUCGUUUGAAUGGUACUAUUCCACUCUCUAUUUGCAACACGAAGGAUAUGGAAGUAAUUUCGCUAAGAAACAAUCAACUAUUUGGAGAGUUCCCUCAACGGUGGAGUUGGUGGAGUAAAAUAAGAAUUAUUGAUGUCUCACACAACAAUCUUUCUGGUAAUAUUCCGAGUUCAAUGGGUUUCCCAAGUUCUCUUAAAAAAUUUAAGGUGAAUAAUAAUAAUUUUAGUGGUGAGAUUCCUUUUUCCUUACAAAAUUGCACUUCUUUGCUCUUACUUAAUCUUGGAGGCAACAAAUUCAUUGGAAACCUACCUUUAUGGAUUGGAUCAAACGUAUCCACCUUGGAAGUGUUACAACUGCAAUCCAACCUUUUAAGCGGGCAUAUCCCCACCAUUUCUGCAAUCUUCCACACCUUCACGUCUUAGACCUUGCUCACAACAACUUUUCAGGUACCAUUCCUAAGUGUUUGAAAAAUAUGACUUGUCUAGUCGAAGUUAAUGAUGCAUGCCAGAAUUUCACCUAGUAUGCGGGAUAUCUUGGAAAAAGUGCAAUAACGUUAAAAGGGAAAGAGCUCGAAUAUGAUGAUGGAAACUUAGCCUUGUGGGGAAAUUUGAUUGAUCUUUCGUCAAACAAUUUUGAAGGUGAAAUCCCUGAACAAGUAGGCAGUCUGGUUGAAUUGAGUACGUUGAACUUGUCGAUGAAUCAAUUAACUGGAGAGAUUCCUUCAAGCAUUGGAAAAUUACGUUGGCUUGAAACUCUUGAACUCUCACACAACCAGCUUUCAGGACAUAUCCCUCAAAACUUUUCUUCUUUAACCUCCCUAUCUCACUUGAACUUAUCUUACAACAACUUGAUUGGA